Molecule: messenger RNA, 642 nt
Organism: Drosophila busckii
Lineage: Eukaryota; Metazoa; Arthropoda; Insecta; Diptera; Drosophilidae
Product: TP53-regulated inhibitor of apoptosis 1
Exons: 2
Coding region: 78-341 (87 amino acids)
Source: RefSeq, a predicted model, not a curated record
CGGCCGCACAUUUUUUUCCAUUAUUAUUCAACAACUUGGGAAAUUGGACAUUCAAAAUUUGUGUGUUGGGUGACAGAAUGAACAGCAUUGGUGAGGACUGCAACGAGCUGAAGAAGCAAUACGAUGCCUGUUUCAACAAUUGGUUCUCGGAGCGCUUUCUCAAAGGCCACACAGACGAUUCUGUGUGUGCACCCAUAUUCAAGGUAUACCAGGAAUGUGUAAAGCGCGCUAUGCGUGAGCAAAAAAUUGAGUUGCGUGAAAUUGAAACGGAGUAUACGACCAGCAGCGAGUACGAGAGUGCAAGUGGCAGUAAACAACAAGGCGGACAACAUAAAAGUUGACCGCAAUUGCCGCAGACUACCAAAAACGGCCUGACAGAGCGAUGCAUUUAUGCCAGUAACGGUGCACGGGGCGUUAAUGAGCACGCAAUUCAAGUCAAUGAAAAGCCACGACACCGGCGCAGUUCCACUAUCUAAGGUCUUGAAAAGGGCUUGCGUACCAAUAGCAGUUUUUACUCGACUAAUUAAACUAAAGUUACCCUUCCCAUAACAUAUAACAAUCCAAAGUGUAUAUUAUUUGUUACUGAUUAUUGUUAAGUUGAAACACAAAUGUAAACCUAUAACGCUUGUUCGUUAUUAAAGU